GGGGUGUUUUUCCGGCCGACUGUAUCUAGCUUGACGUAUCGCCCUGGACCUCAGCAUCCAGCUGCAUCCUACACAGGUUCAGUACUUCUUUGUUAUAGUGGUGGUGGAGUGAGCUUGUCAUCAUGGGGGAACUGUUCAGGAGUGAGGAGAUGACACUGGCCCAGCUCUUCCUCCAAUCAGAGGCAGCCUACUGCUGCGUCAGUGAGCUGGGAGAACUGGGCAUGGUCCAGUUCAGAGAUCUGAAUCCUGAUGUCAACGUGUUCCAGCGCAAGUUUGUGAAUGAAGUGAGGAGAUGUGAGGAGAUGGACAGGAAACUGAGGUUUGUGGAGAAAGAGAUCAAGAAAGCUGCAAUCCCAACUGUGGACACUGGAGAGAAUCCAGAGGUUCCCUUUCCCAGGGACAUGAUCGACCUGGAGGCCACCUUUGAGAAGCUUGAGAACGAACUGAAGGAAAUCAACACCAACCAGGAGGCCCUGAAGAAGAACUUCCUGGAGCUGACAGAGCUCAAACACAUCCUCCGCCGAACACAGCAGUUCUUUGAUGAGAUGGAGGAUCCCAACCUGCUGGAGGAGUCUUCCUCUCUGAUGGAGGGCAAUGAGGGGGGUCGAGGGGCCCCACUUAGACUUGGGUUUGUGGCCGGAGUGAUCAGCAGGGAGAGGAUUCCAACCUUUGAGAGGAUGCUGUGGAGGGUAUGCCGGGGAAACGUCUUCUUAAGGAAGGCAGAGAUUGAGGAUCCUCUGGAGGACCCCGCCACGGGAGACCAAGUCGUCAAAUCAGUGUUCAUUAUCUUCUUCCAAGGCGACCAGCUGAAGAACAGGGUGAAGAAGAUCUGUGAGGGGUUCCGUGCCUCUCUCUACCCGUGUCCAGAGACCUCACAGGAAAGGAAGGAGAUGCUGGCCGGAGUCAACAGCCGCAUCGACGACCUCCAGAUGGUGCUGAACCAAACAGAGGACCACCGUCAGCGAGUGCUGCAGGCCGCCUCCAAGACCAUGCGGGUGUGGUUCAUCAAGGUGAGGAAGAUGAAGGCCAUCUACCACACGCUCAACCUGUGCAACAUUGACGUCACCCAGAAGUGUCUGAUUGCUGAGGUGUGGUGUCCCGUCUCGGACCUGGACUCCAUCCAGUUCGCUCUCCGCAGAGGGACGGAGAGGAGUGGCUCCACAGUGCCGUCCAUUCUCAACAGGAUGCAGACCAAGCAAACCCCGCCCACCUUCAACAAGACCAACAAGUUCACGUCAGGCUUCCAGAACAUCGUGGACGCCUACGGCAUCGGGAACUACCGGGAAAUCAAUCCAGCUCCAUACACCAUCAUCACCUUCCCCUUCCUGUUUGCUGUGAUGUUUGGGGACAUGGGUCAUGGCACACUGAUGACCUGUGCUGCCCUCUACCUGGUGAUCAGAGAGAGUCGCCUCGUCGCCCAGAAGAGUGACAACGAGAUAUUCAACAUGGUGUUUGCUGGUCGCUACAUCAUCCUGCUGAUGGGGCUCUUCUCCAUGUACACUGGUAUCAUUUACAACGACUGCUUCUCCAAGUCACUCAACAUGUUUGGCUCUGGAUGGAGCGUCAGGCCAAUGUUUAGCACUAAAGGAGCCAACUGGACGUUUGAGACACUCGAUGGAAAUCGGGUGCUGCAGUUGGACCCGGCUGUUCCUGGUGUGUUCAACGGGCCUUACCCACUCGGAAUUGACCCGAUCUGGAACCUUGCCACCAACAAGCUGACCUUCCUCAACUCCUUCAAGAUGAAGAUGUCUGUGAUCGUGGGCGUCACCCACAUGCUGUUUGGAGUGUCUCUCAGUCUCUUCAACCACCUGUACUUCAAGAAGCCUCUGAACAUCUUCCUGGGCUUCAUCCCUGAGAUCGUCUUCAUGGCCAGCCUGUUCGGAUACCUCGCCCUGCUGGUGUUCUACAAGUGGACAGCCUACGAUGCCUUCACCUCCAAGGACGCGCCCAGCCUGCUCAUCCACUUCAUCAACAUGUGUCUCUUCAACUACAAUGACCCCACUAACAAACCCCUCUACAGGGGGCAGGUACUCCCCCCUCAUCCUCCCCUCUGCCUUUCCCAGUUUCAUGACCUUCCCUAACUAAUGUGGUGGCAC
Molecule: messenger RNA, 2096 nt
Organism: Notothenia coriiceps (black rockcod)
Lineage: Eukaryota; Metazoa; Chordata; Actinopteri; Perciformes; Nototheniidae
Product: V-type proton ATPase 116 kDa subunit a isoform 1-like
Exons: 16
Coding region: 123-2081 (652 amino acids)
Biological process (GO): vacuolar acidification; proton transmembrane transport
Cellular component (GO): proton-transporting V-type ATPase, V0 domain; vacuolar proton-transporting V-type ATPase complex; plasma membrane
Molecular function (GO): proton-transporting ATPase activity, rotational mechanism; ATPase binding
Source: RefSeq, a predicted model, not a curated record